Messenger RNA from Prunus mume (Japanese apricot), 2936 nucleotides. Lineage: Eukaryota; Viridiplantae; Streptophyta; Magnoliopsida; Rosales; Rosaceae. The record is from RefSeq and is a predicted model, not a curated record.
AUGACAAUUGCACCUUUAGGUAAUACUCUUGAAGACCAGUCUCACAAUCUUCAAGAAACCUUCACCUUGACAAAUGACCAUUUGCCUCAAUGCACCUCAAGUGCGGAGGUUGUCCACCCAAUCUCUAGCAUGCGAAAAGUUCUACCACUGUAUCAACGCCAUUACUACAUCUGCAAUCCAUACACCACUCAAUGGGCUGCUCUUCCUCCCCCUCCUCGAUGCCAACAGAAAGUACUCGUGGGACUGAUCUGCGAUGUUCCCUAUUAUAACUACAAGGAUGACGAUGAGGACCACCUCAGCAAAGGAUGCAGCGUCCAGGUCAAUGCUGAUUAUAGCUGCAGGGUUGUCAGAAUUCUCCUUCCUGAUCUUUUUUCAGUUUCAGAUGAUGACGGAUAUGAUAAUUCUGUCAAAUUAUUCAAAUUCCACAUGGAGAUCUUCGCUUUUGUGACUGGUGAAUGGAGAGAUUCAGUUGUAUUUUCCGGACCAUGGGCUGUUGUUCAGCUGAGUGCCUUGGUGUGUUCCGAGGGUGUCUGCGUUUGGGCAAGCAAUACUCUAUUUUUUUGGGAGUUGAAAGAGGAAGAAGUUCAUUGUGAUAUGUUGGUGGUCGAUGGAGCCGCCAAAUUGUGCUUCAAACACAAGAAGACGGUUUAUCCACUGGACCAAAUGUUUACAGAUCAUGAUGAUCUGGUGGUGGAGCUGAUAGCUUUUGACCCGAAUGAUGAGGAUAGCUUGUAUCUGAAUGUCAACGGACAUAUAGUGGUGUGCAACAUUAUUACAAGAAGGCUAACUUAUCAACACAUAUGGACGAAAAAGAGUGCUGCUGCAGAUUUACGUUACGUAUCAUCUUUAAACAUUAACUGGAAUGAAAUUUCUGGUUUUAUUGAAAACCUGACUGACAGAAAAGAUAAUCUGGGAAUUGGGCUAUUAAACUUUAACCACAAUGAGAUUGACCAUUGGAAGGAGCUCUUGCCAGAUUGUGAACAUGUUGUUCUAAACCUCAACUAUGCGGCAAAUAACAUAACAUGGGAAUCCCUGUAUCCUGAAUGGAUAGAUGAAGAACAAGAGUCCGAAGUCCCUACUUGUCCCUCUCUACCAAAGCUUCAAAUUCCUGGAAAACCAGGUCUUGAUCUGGUUGCUGUCAAGCUUCCCCGCAACAAGUCAGGCAGUUGGUCAAGAGAUGUGGCUCGGUUGCACUUGCAGCUUGAAGCAGCAAGGCUUUCUGCCUCUUCCAAAGGAUAUCACCCUGUGCGUGUGCUUUUGGUGACUGACUGUUUCCCAAUCCCAAAUUUAUUCACGUGCAAGGAUCUUGUUAGACGUGAAGGGAAUACAUGGCUCUAUGAACCAAACCUGAAUCAGUUGAGAGAUAAGUUACAGCUCCCUGUAGGGUCAUGUGAACUUGCAGUUCCUCUCAAGGCUAAAGAACAUGUUAACUCCCAAAGAGCCCACAGAGAAGCAUAUGCGACAAUCCUACACUCUGCCCAUGUAUAUGUUUGUGGAGCCAUUGCUGCAACUCAGAGCAUCCGAAUGGCUGGUUCAACACGAGAUCUUGUCAUACUGGUAGAUGAAACAAUCACCGAGUAUCAUCGAGGGGGAUUGGAGGCUGCUGGGUGGAAGAUCCACACAAUCCAAAGAAUCAGGAAACCUAAAGCUGAACCAGAAGCGUACAAUGAAUGGAACUACAGCAAAUUCCGUCUUUGGCAGUUGACGGAUUAUGACAAGAUCAUUUUCAUUGAUGCAGACAUGCUUAUACUUCGAAAUAUUGAUUUCCUGUUUCAGAUGCCCGAAAUAUCUGCCACAGGAAAUGAUGCUAGUUUGUUCAACUCAGGUGUGAUGGUUGUGGAACCAUCAAAUUGUACAUUCCAGCUGCUCAUGGAUCAUGUCAAUGAAAUUGUAUCCUACAACGGCGGGGAUCAGGGAUAUCUCAAUGAGAUAUUUACAUGGUGGCACAGGAUCCCAAAGCAUAUGAACUUCUUGAAACAUUUCUGGGAAGGUGAUGAGCCGGAGAUAAAGCAGAUGAAAACUCGCCUCUUCGAAGCUGACCCUCCAAUCCUCUAUGUCCUCCAUUAUCUGGGCAAUAAACCAUGGCUAUGCUUCCGUGACUAUGACUGCAACUGGAAUGUGGAUUUUAUGCAGGAGUUUGCUAGUGACGUUGCACAUAAAAGGUGGUGGAAAGUGCAUGAUGCUAUGCCCCAGAACUUGCAAAACUUCUGCUUGCUCCGGACAGAGCAGAAGGCAGGCCUAGAGUGGGAUCGGAGGCAAGCCGAGAAAGCAAAUUACACUGACGGCCACUGGAAAAUUAAGAUAAAAGACAAUCGUUUGAAGACAUGCUUUGAGGAAUUCUGCUCCUGGAAGAACAUGUUACGGCACUGGGGCGAAAAGAAUUGGACAGAUAAUGCUAUUAUUACUCCAUCGCUACCUGCACUUACUACUGCAUCUGUCUCUUCGUUAUGACUUGUUUUAUUCUUUCAUACUUGCAUACUUCCGUUCUGAAGACACAAAUCAACGAGUAGUGUAUCUGCUUAAAAUUCAGUUAGUCUAGCUCAACAAAUUUUUUGUAAAAUUUUGUGCCCAUAUUCCCCAAUACGUCUUACACAAAUGUUUCCACCAAUGUGCCAUAGAUUCUUGUACUUCCAAUGCUUUUUGAGGCUGCAUGCCAUGAUAUCAUGAUUUCUUUUUUUGUUGCUGCUCUGAAACAUGCACAAAACAUGGAGACCGGUCGGACCCCUACUACAGUCUUGUUUUCUUGCUUCCAACACUUCAUGCUAAAUGGCGAGCCAAUCACAACAGUCUCCACUUUGGCGAGCCAUCAACCAAACAUGACAAUUGCACCUUUAGGUUCUCUUAAUACUCUUGAAGACCAUUCUCACAAUCUUCAAGAAACCUUCACCUUGACAAAUGACCAUAUGCCUCAAUGCACCUCAAGUGCGGAGGUUGUC